Molecule: messenger RNA, 2167 nt
Organism: Cherax quadricarinatus
Lineage: Eukaryota; Metazoa; Arthropoda; Malacostraca; Decapoda; Parastacidae
Source: RefSeq, a predicted model, not a curated record
CCCCUCCCUUAUAACCCUCUCCCACAGCCCCUCCCUUAUAAUCCUCUCCCACAGCCCCUACCUUAUAACCGUCUCCCUCAUGCCCUCCCUCAUAACCCUCUUCAAUACCUCUCCCACAGCCACUCCCUUAUUACCCUUUUCCACAGCCCCUCCCUUAAAACCCCUUCCUGCUGACCUUUCAUCCUAAAUUUAAAGGCUAACUUGCCACCCUCUAAUAUUCACUUGUCUCUCUUUAAAGGCUAACUUGCCACCUUAAAAAACUGACUUGUGAUCAUUCAGGUCCUGAAAAAGCGACUUACCAGUGACAGGAAAAACUUUCUAAAGAAAAUCACACUUUCGACCAGAAAAAAAAAAUCUCAUUUUUAAUUGCCAAAAUAAAGUAUAAUGCAUUAGAACACGCCACUCACCUUUUGUAAUGGCUUAAAGUUGAUGGCUAAACAAGGCAAAUAGUAUUAAAAGAUAUUUCUGAUAGUUCCUGAGUGUAAUGAAUACCAGAGAGAGAAACUCACAUGAAACAAAAACAACGAAGAAUGGUAGUCUGUAUAUUCUGACCUCCAACUGGGGUCCUCUUCAUGUUUCUGAUCUUUAGCUACCUUUAUACAAUGAUACAUAACAUGACAUACAUAUUGAAGACAAUAUGUAAAUUAUUACAAGGUUAUGUUAGGUUAAGCAAGGUCAAUUUAGGUUUCGUAGUUAGUCUAUGGUAGGUCGAACUUUGUUCGGGUAGGUUAGGUCGGUUGAAAAUGUGACUUCUAAAUAUCAUGUGAUCAGAGGUCAUAGUGGCCUGACUUCCUUUAAACAUAAUUUUAUAACAUUUUUCCUAGAUUAAAUUCGUUAGCCUUCAGAGGCUGACAUACCAGUCAUUAGAGAUUGAUUUUCAGACUUUAGAGGUUGACUUGUCACUCAUUAGAGGCCAGCUUGCCAGUUUCAGAAGCGUCCUUGCCAGCUUUUAGAGGAUGACUUUCCAGCCUUUAGGUGCUGACUUAUCUACUGAAACGCAAAGUAUGUGUUAAAGUUCACACCGCAGCGGAUAUCAGUUUCUCGUGAUAUAUAGAACAAUUAAUGACUUUUGGGUGACUAACACAGGCGCGGGGUAGCUACAGGAAUUUUAUGGCUCAGGAUGGAGGAGGCGGAGAUGGGAUGCUGCGUGUGUCAGGAGAGGUACGACGAGACGCGCACCCCGAGGAACCUGGGGUGUGGCCAUUCCGUGUGCACGCCCUGUGUCCAGGAGAUCAUUAAUAGGAACCGGAAAUGCCCCGAGUGUCGCCGACCUUUCUACGCCACGAUGGCUUCGGCACUUCCCGUUAACUACCCACUUCUUAGACUCUCUAGGACUUUGGCUGCUCUGAGUCUUCAGCAAGGGCAACAGGCAGCUGCGGGCCCCUCCACAAGCAGCACACGCAGCCCUAGAAAGGCAGACGCUGGGGAGUGUGCUGCUCAUGUGUCACGACUGGUGAUGCGCUGCAUGCCAUGCAAGGUGUGGGUGUGCAAGGAGUGUCUAGUGAUGGAUCACGUCGUCCCUCCAGAUGGUAACUGUCUCAUCUUACCCGUCGAUCAAGCUCUAGAGGAAAUGAAGAAGAGUCAUAUGGAGAUCAUAUCCACCAUGUACCUCACACUGCAGGGGCUCAAAAAUGAGGUAGCUAACGAAAUUGCUCAACUGGAGAACAACAAAAGCCUGCAUGAUGACACAGUUUCCAGUCUUCGGCAGAUUUUACAAGGUGAGCUUGACGUUAUUCAAGAAGUGGAGGCGAAGAAGAAAGAAGCGACAGACAAGAUGUCUGAAGUUGACAGCUGGGUGGAGUCACUGAAGGAGGCAGAGGCUGGCAUCCUGAAAGCGGCGACGGUGAGGGAACUGGCCAACGCCAAACUUGCAGCAAGAGACUGUCUGGCCAACGUGGAGACUCAGGUGCAACGAGAGAAGCAACGACAGACAUCUGUCAACAUGACUGUGCCACAGUUCGGCCCUCAGAACUUGCGAGGAGUGUUACAGAUGGUCAAGAUGAUGUAUGUAGUGGAUGAGAGUAAUGGUGAGAGGAAGUGGGCGAGGGUGAGUGUACAUGACUGCCUUCUACAUCUGCACGUCCUAACUCACAACCCACCACCACCAACUUCACUCAUUUUCUCCGUAAGUUACCUUCAUUAUGUGAUCACUAACAUAUACUCUUAA